AUGGAUCCCAAGAAACGCAAAGCGGCUAUCAAAUAUAUAAUAUAUACUAUCCAUUUUAAUAUAUUUUUGUAUUCGACUGCCUAUUGGAUACAGACAGGAGUAUUACCGUUUCUAUCUAAGAAAUUACAGGUUAAUCUUGUCACCUUUGGGUACCUUCAGACCACAUUUUCGGUCAUUCAACUGAUUGGAGGGCCAAUCUAUGGUCGUUAUGGCGAUUUAGUUGGUACUAGAGCUGCUCUGAUGAUCGCUUUUAUCGGAGCUGCUUUUACUUACGGCUUGCUUGGUCUUGCGUAUUCAAUCCCGCUCUUAUUUCUUUCCAGAUUACCAUCUAUCUUUUUGCAUGCUAUGCAUGGAGCUCAGAUGGUUAUAUCGGAUUGCUCCAGCGGCGAUGAACGUGCUGGAGCUCUCGGUAAAUUAGGUUUGUCCUAUGGCUUAGGAAUGAUACUAGGUCCAAUGGUUGGCGGAGUGAUCACGAGGCGCUUUAAUGAACAGUCUGCCGCUUUCGUUGCUUGCUUUCUUUCAGUAGUAAGCGUAGCUUCGAUCUUCCUUGUGAUACCUGAAAAAACUAAGACACUAGCAACUUCAGCACCGGAGACAUCCGUAGAGAGCGAGAGCAAAGAUAGUUUAUUGAACAUUUCGAAACUUAUUGAGCUUCUAAAGCUCCCAGGAAUUGGCUUCUUAAUGAUAAUUAAACUUGCGUUCGGCUUUCCGCUUGGCAUUUUCAAUUCGCUAUUCUCCCUGGUGGCUAUAGAUGAGUUUGGAUUAAAUCCAGAACAGAACGGAUUAAUUCUCUCUUUUACCGGACUUUUAGGCAUGCUAGUUCAAGGCUUUUUAAUUGAAAUGCUAACCAAACGAUACGACGAUAAGAAAAUACUAUUUGGCUGUGUUGUUGUACAAUCCAUAGUUUAUUUGUCAAUGUCAUACUUCGUAAGCAGUAUUAUUGGAUUAUGUUUGGUAAUCGUUCCUCAAGUCAUUGUAUCUAGCAUAGCCAACGUCAUCUUUAGUAGCACUCUAACAAAAUCUGUACCUGCUGCUGAUAAUGGGGCUAUGCUGGGUCUGAGUUAUAGCACAGAUGCAUUUGUAAAUGCUAUAGCUCCUUUGAUUGGAAGUUAUCUGCUGUCGUCUUUUGGUUGGUUUUCAAUCGGCCUAUUCGGAUUUGGUAUUUACUCUAUAACGAUUAUAUCCUGGACACUUUUUAGCCAACCAUGA
This is a messenger RNA of Trichoplax adhaerens, 1209 nucleotides long. RefSeq lists its product as uncharacterized. Gene Ontology annotation, molecular function: transmembrane transporter activity. The transcript is spliced from 7 exons. The coding region runs from base 1 to 1209 and encodes 402 amino acids. Gene Ontology annotation, biological process: transmembrane transport. The record is from RefSeq and is a predicted model, not a curated record. NCBI's taxonomy places the organism in Eukaryota, Metazoa, Placozoa, Uniplacotomia, Trichoplacea, Trichoplacidae.